AUGCAACUCAUCCCUACUCUUCUCGCACUUGCAGCUUUCGGUGGCGCGUACGGGCUGAGCUGUAGCGCUGCUCCUUCACUGAAGGUCAUGAGCUUCAACUUGCGAACGUCUAUCGCCAAGGACCCGUGUCCGAGUGGCUGCUGGGACCAACGCAAGUGGCGCGUCAAGCAGCUCGUGGAGAAAUACGCGCCCGACCUCAUCGGAACUCAAGAGGGAGCCCCCGACCAAAUCGAGUUCUUCCAGAGCCAGCUUUCGUUCGCCAGCACGGGGGAGUGCGCGGGCGACUGCCAAUGGAACGAGCGCGACAGCAUUUUCUACAAGGCCGAUCGCUGGGAUCUACUGGAGACGUCGACGUUCGCUUUGAGUGAUACCCCCAACGUGCUGCCAUCAAACACGUGGGGGCUCCAGUACCUGCGCGCUGCAGUUGUCGCCCGCUUCCGCGACAAGACCAGUGGUCGUGUUGUGUGCAUGUUGAACACGCACUUCGACAUCACCCUGGGUCAGCCGCAGUCGGCGGUUCUGGUUGCAGACCGGCUGAAGCAGCAUUGCCAGGCGACAGACACCGUACUCUUGACUGGCGACCUGAACGCUGUCCCUCAGAGCGCGGCGGUCUUGUACCUCGCUAACCAAGGCCCAAUCAACGGAGCCAACACGCCGAUCCCGCUGUACGAAACGCUAACUGCAGCAGGUGCAGGCGGACCUACUUGGAUCGGGUCCUCCUUCGGGGAUCACCCCGUGGACUGCAAGUACGACUACAUUUUCUCCCGCCGGGAUGACCACACCUGCCUGCGCAACGGCACCAUUCUGGUCGACACGUUUGGCGGCUAUUCCAGCUCCGACCACGCUGUACCGAUGUCUAAAUUCUGCCUUGGGACUGAGUGUUCGAACUGCAUCGCCUAG
This is a messenger RNA of Phytophthora sojae, 900 nucleotides long. RefSeq lists its product as hypothetical. Gene Ontology annotation, molecular function: 3'-5'-RNA exonuclease activity. The record is from RefSeq and is a predicted model, not a curated record. Lineage: Eukaryota; Oomycota; Peronosporomycetes; Peronosporales; Peronosporaceae. The transcript has 2 exons. Bases 1 to 900 code for a protein of 299 amino acids.